Molecule: messenger RNA, 3180 nt
Organism: Oryctolagus cuniculus (rabbit)
Lineage: Eukaryota; Metazoa; Chordata; Mammalia; Lagomorpha; Leporidae
Gene: PDCD7
Product: programmed cell death 7
Cellular component (GO): U12-type spliceosomal complex
Source: RefSeq, a predicted model, not a curated record
GCCCGGAAGACGCUCCCUGGGAACCAAGUUCCUGUCACUUCUCAGCAUCUUGUGAACAUGGCCCUGCCGCCCUUCUUCUCCGCAGGUCGUCCGGGCCCGCCGCCUCCGCAGCCACCGCCCCCUGCUCCGUUCGGCUGUCCUCCGCCGCCGCUGCCCUCCCCGGCUUUCCCGCCGCCUCUUACCCAGCGGCCCGGCCCUUUCCCGGGGACCUCUGCCCCCUUCCUCCAGCCUCCGCUGGCUUUGCAGCCCCGGGGUCCCACGGAAGCCUCCCGUAGCGGCGGCGGCGGCGGCAGUGGUUCCUUCUUCCCGGUGCCGCCGCCGCCGCCGCUACCGCCGCCGCCGCCCCAGUGCCGGCCCUUCACGGGGACCGACGCUAGCGAGCGCCCAGGGCCACCGGCUCCAGGCCCGGGGCCUCCCUGGAGCCUGCGCUGGCCUGAGGUGCCGCCACCGUCCGACGUGCUCGGGGACGUGGCCCUGCAGCGCCUGCGCGACCGGCAGUGGCUAGAGGCUGUGUUCGGCACCCCGCGGCGCGCUGGCUGCCCGGUGCCCCAGCGCACGCACCCGGGGCCCAGCCUAGGCGAAGUGCGCGCGCGGUUGCGCGGGGCUCUGCGCCUGGUGCGGCGGCUGCGCGACCUGAGCCAAGCCCUGCGUGAGGCCGAGGCCGACGGCGCAGCCUGGGCCCUGCUGCAUGCCCAGGCCGCUCCCCUGCGCGCCGAACUAGCCGAGCGGCUGCAGCCGCUGACCCAGGCCGCCUACGUGGGUGAGGCGCGGCGGAGGCUGGAGAGGAUCCGGCGCCGCCGGGUGCGGUUUCGAGAGAGGGCUCGGGAACGCCAGGCCGAGCGGGAGGCGGAGGCGGCCCGGGCAGUGGAACGCGAGCAGGAGAUUGAUCGCUGGAGGGUCAAGUGCGUGCAGGAGGUGGAGGAGAAGAAGCGGGAGCAGGAACUCAAAGCUGCAGCUGAUGGUGUCUUAUCUGAGGUGAGGAAGAAGCAAGCAGACACCAAGCGAAUGGUGGACAUUCUUCGGGCUUUGGAGAAACUGAGGAAACUGAGGAAAGAGGCUGCAGCAAGGAAAGGGGUCUGCCCUCCAGCCUCAGCAGAUGAGACUUUUGAGCACCAUCUUCAGCGACUAAGAAAACUCAUUAAAAAACGUUCUGAACUAUAUGAAGCUGAAGAGAGAGCCCUCAGAGUUAUGUUGGAAGGAGAACAAGAAGAAGAAAGGAAAAGAGAAUUGGAAAAGAAGCAAAGGAAAGAAAAAGAGAAAAUUUUACUUCAGAAACGUGAAAUUGAGUCCAAGUUAUUUGGGGAUCCAGACGAGUUCCCGCUUGCUCACCUCCUGCAGCCUUUCCGGCAGUAUUACCUCCAGGCUGAGCACUCCCUGCCGGCACUCAUCCAGAUAAGGCAUGAUUGGGAUCAGUACCUGGUGCCAUCCGACCAUCCCAAAGGCAACUCAGUUCCCCAAGGAUGGGUGCUUCCCCCGCUCCCCAGCAACGACAUCUGGGCGACCGCCAUUAAGCUGCAUUAGUAAAGAUGCUCCCGGAGUGAGGUCCAGCCCUGGCUUCUUCCAGCUCCGAAUGGUACUGAUGCCGCCAUCUUCUUGUGCCGUAGACUCAGCUGUGACUUCCAAACUCCGUGUGGCACAGCCUUGCCCUUCUGUACCCGGUCCUGGCCAGAGGUGCCUCUUGAAUCAGGAGAUGAAUAUGGUUCUUCAGGAAAGGACCUACGUGAACUAAGGUCAUUACCCCAGCAGUGACCUUGGCUCACCACAUUGCCUCUGUUUUGAGGGGCUUGGUCUAGAGUGACUUGUUAAUUUUCUGUAACUUCCUUGUGUGGUGAUGGGUAAGUACACUCAGUUCACUCAAAUACUCAACACAGGUGUAUGCUGGGCAGCAGCCCUUCCACCAACACCGAAUGUGAAGGAAGCUUAAUGCAAAACCUCCUUACCCUUCCUGCGCAUGCACCCUCCAGCUCCCAGGAGGAGAGGUCAGACAGGCUCUGUCUUUGGCUUUGUUCAUCACAGUUUCGGUGCAGCUUGGGAGGCUGCUGGUUAGGGUGACAGCAGUGACUACAGGUUGGGCUGCCGAAAUAAUGGUGCCCUGGUCUCUGUAGUCAUGUGGAGCUGAAGAGUGCCUGCACCUAAAUUGGAGUGUGUUUGAAUGUGUGUGGCUGCCUUGGCCCCAUGCUAGAGGAUCCUAAUGAAAGGUUCCUAGGGAUCUAGUUGUUUGGAAUACCCAAGGAUAGAAAUUUAUUUCCCCAUGGGAGUGGGCCCUAAACCUCACUCAGUCACAUUGUAGGAGCCAGGAUAGCUGUGGGAUUUUCUUCCGAACUCAAGUUUCCAAAAACAUUCAUGUAGUCAAAGCUGGGGAAAAGGCAAAUAAAAAUGAUAAAGUUUAUUUUUUAUAGUCACUAAUAAAUUUUGUGCUUGGAGAUGGUCAGUCAUAUAACAUGUCAGUUUUUUGUUUUGCCAAUUAUUUUGUUAUUUAUAUUUUUAAAAAAUCCAAAUAAAUAUUUCAGUUUUUAGUUUGAGCCUUUGACCCAAAUUUGUUGCCUCCCAAAUCACCUAACAUAUGCUUCUACGUUGCCAAAACACAUUCUCACUGCGAAAUUCAAAGUUAUUAAACAAGCAUUUGCUGUGGGAAAGUGACUCUCAAGUCCUCAACUUUGUGAAAUCCCAACUCUGGCUAAGUCAGAAAAGAGGCUGUCUACCCUGGAAAUAAUACUGUGUAGCUGGAAGCUCUUAAGUGCAGGACAUGAAUGCCUUUGUCUCUUUUCUGUUGUUUAAUUUUAUUGUUCAAUGUGUACAUCAUGCAUUACAGAGGUAAUACAUAGGGAAUUGGCACCAUGCUUCUCCAAAGUGUGUCUAAACUCGUAAGCCUAAAGACCUGCUGUGAUUUGCCUCAUGAAACCCCACGUGCCUGUGUGCCUCUUUGUUCAACAUCUCCACUAGCUGCUGUCUGAUGAGGUGGGGAUUAGAAACCACGGAUGGGUUGUAUGAUGUAUGUUUGCUGUCCAGAUGGCCUUGCCACCAAGACACCUGCGGUGAUGGGGGCAGGAAGGCGGGCUUGGGAAAAUUCAGGGAGAAAAAUCCAAGAAUAAGGUGGCAUUAAACCACAGGUGGAAAAAAAAAUCCCCUCUUCCCUCAUUUGGCCUAUGCAAGGUUUUAAUAAAGUGAGCAUUGUUCCUA